UUUUAGCAAAAGAAUUAUGAAAUGAACAUUUUUCGUUUAUCAGCUGACUUAGCUCAUUUGGUAGCAAUUCUCAUUUUGCUAUGGAAAAUAUGGAAAACAAGAUCCUGCCUUUCUGGAAGGUCCCAAGUUUUAUUUUUGUUAGUCUUUGUUUGCCGUUAUUUGGACAUUUUUACAAAUUUUGUGUCAAUUUAUAAUACUGUUAUGAAGUUAUUUUUCAUUUCUUCGUCAGUAGCAACAGUUUACUUCAUUUACCAAAAAUUUAGAGCCACUUUUGAUAGAAAUCACGACACUUGUCGAAUUGAAUUUCUUGUCCUCCCCAGUUUUGCUUUGGCGCUUUUAAUCAACCACGACUUUUCCUUUUUUGAGGUGCUUUGGACUUUCAGUAUCUACCUUGAAUCGGUUGCUAUUAUGCCCCAGCUUUUUAUGCUUUCAAAAACAGGAUCGGCAGAAACUAUAACUGCCCAUUAUCUUUUUGCUCUAGAGGAUUUUUUGGACAUUAUUGCUUUGGUAGCUGGUAUUGUUCAAACUGUUUUGUAUGCCGAUUUCUUCUACCUUUAUGUUAGCAAAGUGGUCCAACAAAAGUAUGUAUAUUUAAUUUUAACAAGUCUUGCGAGAGUAUUCACUCAACCAGGCCCACACAUGAUUUUUUUCAGAGGGGGGGAGGCCAAGGGAGGGAAUAUUUUUCUGCGCCCCCUACCCCCUUGGCUACGGACCUGA
Messenger RNA from Meloidogyne enterolobii, 717 nucleotides. NCBI's taxonomy places the organism in Eukaryota, Metazoa, Nematoda, Chromadorea, Rhabditida, Meloidogynidae. The record is from the annotation of a GenBank genome assembly.